GAGAAAGAAAAAGAAAAAACCAAAAACCAGGUGUCAAGUAACAGAAGAGCGAGAAAACAGAAGCAUUUAUAAAGAAAAAAGAAAACGACGUUAUAGUGAAGAAAAUAUAGAUGAGAUCGAAGAAUUGCUUUAUAACGCACGAAUCAGACAGCUAAAUUCAGA
This is a messenger RNA of Scutellospora calospora, 162 nucleotides long. Lineage: Eukaryota; Fungi; Glomeromycota; Glomeromycetes; Diversisporales; Gigasporaceae. The record is from the annotation of a GenBank genome assembly.